AUGGCUAGUUCUACAAUUUCUUUGUCGAAUGUUUAUCAAUUAUCUAUCCUAAUGCCAAGGUAACAGGUGAACAAACUCCAAAUGUAAAACAUUAAAAUAAUAAUUAGGUUUCUGGUUAUUUUGAAAUAGAAGUUACUAAAGGAGGUAACAAAUCAGUAGUUCAUUCAAAAAAGAAUGGCGAUGGCAUCUUUAAUGAGAAAACAUGCCAGCCAAUAUUAAAUAAAUUGAAGAAUUAUGUUGAGGCUUGAAGUCUCUUACAAAUUGAUAUAAUAUAAUGAGUUGGUACAUUGACCAUGAAUGAAGAAACUAAGUUUAAAUAACAAAAAUUUAUUUUCUGAAGAGAUCCAAUGAUUGAUGUUCUAAUUCUUAUAUUAUGAUAUAAAAUAUAUUUAA
Molecule: messenger RNA, 393 nt
Organism: Paramecium tetraurelia
Lineage: Eukaryota; Ciliophora; Oligohymenophorea; Peniculida; Parameciidae
Exons: 1
Source: RefSeq, a predicted model, not a curated record